Ceutorhynchus assimilis (cabbage seed weevil) is the source of this 456-nucleotide messenger RNA. The record is from the annotation of a GenBank genome assembly. Lineage: Eukaryota; Metazoa; Arthropoda; Insecta; Coleoptera; Curculionidae.
AUGGAUCAGUUCAGUUCUGAUACUCGCUCUGGAUUUUCAUCACAAACUGGAAAGUCGAGCAAUCAAAAAUAUGCAAGCAAAAAGUCCAACUUAACCAACUACCAAGAUUAUUUGGAAUAUUUACACUAUAUGGACGAAUCGAAAAUUAUUUAUUUUCUUUUUACAAGUACAGACUCCCCCAUUAGUGGUUAUUCUUGGAGUCCAAUUUGCACUGAAGUACAAGAAGUUCUUGAAAAACGUGUUGAAGAACUUCACAACAGUGUUUUUGUGGUAAUACAUGUUGGCAGUCAAGAUGAAUGGGAAGAUCCAGACAAUCCUUUUAGACAAGACAAGAACCUUCAGCUAAAAGUAUUACCAACAUUUAUGAAUGUCAAGUCAGGCAAGCGCCUAGAAGGCUUGAACUGUGUGAAAUCAGAAUUACUGGAACUAGUUUGGGAAAAAGAAUGUGAUUUUUAA